AUGAGGGCCACUAAAAUCUUCAAUAACAACCUCAAGGAGGCCGGCGUCCUGGAUUGCGUCAAAACUCUCAAAGUCGCACUCUAUUCCUUCAUCAAUGCCUUUGGGAUCUUCACGAACGCCGCUGGGGCCAAUAUCCAAUGGUGGAUUGACCCGUUGGGUGCAAUGCUUAUCUCCCUUGCCCUCAUCAUCCUGUGGGGUGUCAGCAUCACUUGA
Messenger RNA from Puccinia triticina, 213 nucleotides. RefSeq lists its product as uncharacterized. The record is from RefSeq and is a predicted model, not a curated record. NCBI's taxonomy places the organism in Eukaryota, Fungi, Basidiomycota, Pucciniomycetes, Pucciniales, Pucciniaceae. The transcript has 3 exons. Bases 1 to 213 code for a protein of 70 amino acids.